AUGACACUGAUGAGAAGACUGAUCCCACUGUGAGCGAACGUCACAGACGUUUCCCUUGUAAAAACAAGAGCAGCUCGGACACCUGAAAGGGAUGUGAUGCUGUAGCCUGACAUUUUUUGGUGCUAGUACUCGAUAAUAUCUGGAGGAUGGACUGCCGGGGAGUUCUGCCUGCGAUAUGCGCCGCUUUUUUCAUAGGCAUGGUGGUGAGCCAGACAACACUUUCUCCCGCUGUGAUGAACACCACUCUCAUGGAGAAUGUGACCAGUCUGACUAUAACUCCCGUGAUUCUGAGCAGCACUACCCCAGGCUGCUUUGCAUUCAAUACUUCUACUUGUGAGCCCUGUGCUCCAGGAUCGCAGUACGACAACAACACCCUGCUGUGUGUGUGCUGCUCUGACCCUGGGCUGUGUCUAUUUCCUGGAGCAUGUCUGCCAUGCUCCAGAGGAUUCUAUCAGCCGUUAGCAGGACAGCAGCAGUGUCUGCCCUGCAACCGGGGCUUCUAUACAAAUUUCACUGGAAGUCCAUUAUGUCAACCCUGCGCUCCUGGAUCCUUCAACAAUAACACUGGAGGAGACAGUUGCACAAGUUGUUCACCAGGGUUUUUUUCAUCGCAGCAGAGCUCCACUUCAUGUGCACCGUGUGCACUGGGACGUUUUUGCAACUCCUCUGGUUGUAGCCAGUGCCAGAUGUGUCCUGCAGGAAAAGAAGCUCUACAGACUGCCUCUAAAGACUGCACACCGUGUCGACCAGGCAUGCACAAGGCUCCCCAUCAGACUAUGUGUCAAAUCUGCGGCAGUGGCUUCUUCCAGGUCCACUGGGGUCAGGAGAGCUGUGAUGUAUGCCCAGAGAAUCACUACUGCCCUAGUCCAGACGUGAACCCCAUUCAGUGUCCCAGCGAUGCGUUUUGUCCAGAGGGCAGCUUGUCUCCAGGGUACUGCAUGGAGACUUUCUUCCGCAAAGAAGGAGACACUUGUGAAUUGGCUCCCGUCACUAUUGCUCUUUUAGUUAUUGGAGGAGGGGUGACCCUACUCUUCAUCAUUUUAAUGGUCUUACGUCGACGGAGAGACACUGAUGGAGAGCUAACUGUAGCCCGAGCUCCAUUGUUGCGCAAAGAGCGACCUCAAGGUCGAUACUAUGGGAUGCCCUGUGAUGCAGAACCUGUAUAUGCUGGUUGGUGAACCAAAGGACAUCAUCUUAGCUUGUCUAAGUGCUUGGUAAGAUAAAACCAACUGAAGUAUUAUCUACAUUUGGGUCCCAACUCAAAAAAGGACUGAUAGAGGAAGACUGAUGGUGAAACACUGGACUAAGAGCACUGCCUUGACAGUACUUUGACAAUCUACUAGCUUUUUGUGGUACAUUUGAAUAUAUUUUUGAGAAACAGAGGUUUUUGUGAAUUCUUGUAGUUUGACACUGUUACAGUUGUUCCACUCAGAGACAAACACGCUCCUUUCAUAAACUAGAUUAUUGGAUUAUGAGAGGUAUGCUGGAACGAUGAAAAUGAGCUGUGUGCCUUAACUUGGUGGGAACCUCUCUGUCUUAUGAAAAGCACGUUUUUUAACAGAGGUAAUUGAUUUACUUUGCGUAUGUUUUGGUGGAGAUGCUUGCAUUAACUUGUGUAGUUCCACAGUUACAGAGAGGUGUAAACUGGUUUGUGCCUUGUGUUUUUAAAUAUUAUUAUAUAUUUGAUUACAGCACAUUGUGUUGUCUGUAGUUAGUUGAUACCUUUGCUUAAUGUUUUUCAUCUGCUAUUUUGAGGGUUAUAUUUGUAUGUUUUAAAGGAAAAUAAAUAAAAAUGAUUGGUGAC
This is a messenger RNA of Perca fluviatilis (European perch), 1804 nucleotides long. Its product is annotated as laminin subunit gamma-1. The record is from RefSeq and is a predicted model, not a curated record. NCBI's taxonomy places the organism in Eukaryota, Metazoa, Chordata, Actinopteri, Perciformes, Percidae. The coding region runs from base 147 to 1178 and encodes 343 amino acids. The transcript has 9 exons.